This is a messenger RNA of Arabidopsis thaliana (thale cress), 1632 nucleotides long. RefSeq names its product mediator of RNA polymerase II transcription subunit-like protein, putative (DUF1216). The record is from RefSeq and is marked reviewed. Lineage: Eukaryota; Viridiplantae; Streptophyta; Magnoliopsida; Brassicales; Brassicaceae. The transcript is spliced from 3 exons. The coding region runs from base 82 to 1419 and encodes 445 amino acids.
AUUCAUUCAUUCUUCAGUCUCUCUUCCUCAAAAAAAAAAAAAAAAAAAAAAGUUUAAAACAAAAACUAAAAAAAUAGAAUAAUGGCAAGAGUUCAACUAUUGUUAUGCUUCACCAUUCUAUUUGCAUCUGUGACCCUUCUUGACCUAGUAUCAGCACACCUGAAAUUUAAGCCAUCUUUGCCUCAAAUCGAAGAUCCAAAGACGGUGAAGGAUGUAGAGCCUUACACCGUUAAAGUAGUAAUGGUCUUUGUGGCCGACCUCGAGAAGGAAUGUCCCAAGACAAACAAGUUCAAGGCCUUCUUUGAGAAACUUAGAGGAUUCGCCAAGUAUGUUUGCCCAAUAAGAAGGAUUGGCCAAGUAGAUUACGACCGGGACAUGAAGGCCAAAGCCGGGGGUAUCUUCAAGGCCAUAUCUUCUUUUGCGAUUGGAAAGAUUAGGGAGGAAAUUCAAGAGGAAAAACAGGAGGCUAUUGAUACCUUUAGGUUCAUGAAAUCUGUCGCGGCUAAAAUUAUGGGAGGUCGUAAGAAAGAGGAGAAUGAAGAAACCAUGACACUAACAGCUGAACAACAAAAGGAAAUCAAAGAAGGAAUCUUGAAAUGGGAAACCAUUAUUACUCGGAUCACAAACACAAUGGUAUCGAGCACAUCAACCUCUGCUUCUUCCAGUGAAGAGUCUAGUGUUGGGAAAGAAAGUGAGACUUCCGCUAAAGGUGAAAGUGAGACUUCCGCUAAGAAUGAAAGUAAGACUUCCGCUAAAGGCGAAAGUGAGACUUCCGCUAAAGGUGAGAGUAAGACUUCCGCUAAAGGAGAAAGUGAGACUUCCGCUAAAGGUGAAAGUGAGACUUCCGCUAAAGGUGAAAGUGAGACUUCUUCUUCAAAAACUGCCGAAGCUAGUCAGAGCAGCAGUUUAACAGUGACACAAGUGGAGGAAGAGACGUCAAAAGAUGUUUCGACAUUCAUAAUGAACCUCGAAAAGAAGUGUCCACAAAAGGAGGAAUUCAAGGUCUUCUUCGAGCAACUUAAGGGUACGAUGAUUGCUCCCCGAAAAGAAAGAAAAGGUUUGUUCUCUAGGAUUAAAACUGCUGCUGGGAAAAUAUCUGGUGCCAUGCAAGUUAUGAGGUCAAGAAUUGGAAGCAAAUCAGCAGAGGUAAAGAAGAAUAUGGAAGCUUACCAAGAACAAGUGAUGAAGACUCUCGAAGAGUUAGAUACCAUCCACGCUCAAAUUGUGAGUCAGAACAAAGGCAAGGCUUCUUUGACAUGCACACCCACACAACAAGUACAGAUUAAGCAGACAAUCACCAAAUGGGAACAAGUCACAACCCAAUUCGUUGAGGUUGCAGCUCAGAGUGAGUCGUCUGCAUCUUCGUCUUCUUCCUCUUCCUCUUCUUCCUCUUCUUCCGGCAAGAUGCAAGCAAAGUAAACUUGAAAGACAAUAACUCACAAAAUGCCGUAAUAUUAUAACAACUAGCGAAUAAUUAAAGUUUUUUUUCUUCUUGUAAAUAAAACCAAGAUAUGUAUAGGCUAGGCAUAGAUAUAUCGACCGGCCUAUGCAAAGAAUAAUUUUGUAAACAUAAAUAGAGAUUGAAAGUUCCUAUUCAUAAGUGAAUGAGAUAACUAAAAGAAUAUUUUUGAU